This is a messenger RNA of Argentina anserina (silverweed cinquefoil), 1001 nucleotides long. RefSeq lists its product as uncharacterized. The transcript has 5 exons. Lineage: Eukaryota; Viridiplantae; Streptophyta; Magnoliopsida; Rosales; Rosaceae. The record is from RefSeq and is a predicted model, not a curated record. The coding region runs from base 166 to 699 and encodes 177 amino acids.
AAAAGCACCCAAUCGCGAAGAAUCGAUUGCCCAAGAAUCUCAAAUUCCCCGAAUCAAUUCCUACUCCCCUGAAAACCCCAAAAAUCGAGUCUUUCGAUUUCAAUUGGGCGUUUGUGGUUAUUCUGGGGAACUGGGUUUGAGCUUCUGGAUGAUUUCGGCGACUUGAUGGUGACGCUCACCGGUUCUAUAUCGGCUUGGAUCCAUCAUUUUCUUGCUUGUAUGGGUGGUUGUUUUGGAUGCUGCACUAAACCGACACCGAUUAUUGCUGUGGAUGAGCCUUCAAAGGGAUUGAAAAUCCAAGGGCGGACGGUGAAGAAACCUGGCAUAGAUGAUGAUUUUUGGAGCAGCAGUACGUAUGACUUGGACAACAGCGCGUUGCAAUCACAGAGAAGCCUCUCAUCCAUCAGCACCUUGCACCAGACCCUCCUCCAUGGGAGCAGCGCUGGUAGCACGAGCAGCCAGCCGGACUUUAUCAAUCAAGGUCUUGUUCUCUGGAACCAAACUAGGCUCGAAUGGACUGGAAGCGGCAAGCCUAAAAAUGAAGCUCUAAGAAGUCGGGAGAGCAGAUUAAGUUGGAAUUCAACUUAUGAGAGAUUGGUUGGACCUAAACAGAGACAGCCUUUUCCCCAGCGCGUUCCUUUGUCUGAAAUGAUAGAAUUUCUAGUGGAAGUAUGGGAGCAGGAGGGCUUGUACGAUUAAGCAAUCAUCAGAAUCUGCAUUUUAAUGUCAGGAAGAUGGUUCAUCUUUGUAAAUCUCAGAGGUUGGCGUGUAUAGCUGGGGCAAAGGAGGAAUUAAAGCUACGAAGAUAUAUCUUAAUUGUAAUAUUACACUGAUAUUUUCCAUCUUUGUUUUGCCCCCCUUUUGACAUUGUAUGCACCAUGGAUAUGUUGAACAUGCUCAGUGCCACGUUUAGCUGAAACAUACAAAAGCAGUUGCCUUUGCUUGUGUGAAUACUAAAGUUAAUAGGUUCUACAAUAUACAAUGGUGCUCGUUAUAUCGUA